Molecule: messenger RNA, 1902 nt
Organism: Cryptomeria japonica (Japanese cedar)
Lineage: Eukaryota; Viridiplantae; Streptophyta; Pinopsida; Cupressales; Cupressaceae
Product: geraniol 8-hydroxylase
Exons: 2
Coding region: 155-1669 (504 amino acids)
Molecular function (GO): monooxygenase activity; oxidoreductase activity, acting on paired donors, with incorporation or reduction of molecular oxygen; heme binding
Source: RefSeq, a predicted model, not a curated record
AGUCCUUUCUUGAUCUAAUACCCAAUUGAGCCAAAUUUCACUAACUGUUCUUGCACUACAUACCCAUUUGAGCACAAGUUUUCAUUGAAAGGUUUGUGGCUCACAUACCCACUGAGCACAAAUUCAGUGAAUGCUUUUCUGCUACUAGAUUGCCAUGGAUUCAAUCAGUGUUGCAUCAUUAUCAUACUCCCUAGCUGCAGGAAUUCUCCUUGUGAUACUUAUACUUUUCCUGAAGAAGAAAAGUAAUAGUAGUUUAUCAUUACGACCACCCCCAGGCCCUCCUGGAUGGCCCAUCAUUGGAAACAUCUUUCAGCUUGGGGACAAGCCCCACCAAUCUCUCUUCCAUCUUGCACAGAAAUAUGGACCUCUCAUGACCAUCAAAUUGGGCAUGCAGACAACUUUGGUUGUGUCAUCUGAAUCCAUGGCAAGAGAAGUACUGAAGAACAAUGACCAGAGCUUUGCAAGCAGGACAAUCAAUACAGUUAUAAGCGCAUUUUCCUACAAAGGCACAAGUCUAUUAUGGAGUCCUUAUGGCGCUCAUUGGCGCUUGCUUAGAAAGAUCUCCAACUCAGAGAUUUUCAGUGUCAAAAGGCUCGAGGCUCUGCAACAAUUGAGAAGAGAGGAAAUAUAUAGCACUAUUGAUGAGAUCAUGGAGGAUUGUAAACAAGGGAAUAGUACCAAGAUUGGGGAGAAAGCGUUUAUGAUUUCUCUUAGCAUUAUGGGUAAGACUGUUUGUGGCAAAAAACUGCUUGAGUCAGGCUCUGCACAAGCUACAGAGUUUAAGAGCAUGGUAAGAGAAGUCCUCGAGUUGGCAGGGGUUCCAAACUUAUCCGACUUUUUCCCUUUUCUGGGUAGGUUUGAUGUUCAGGGGCUGACUGUCAAAGCUAUCAGUUUGGCCAAACGUUUUGAUGACAUGUUUAACAGAGUCAUUGAUGAGCGACUAGCACAGAGGACUGUUAGUGGCAACGAAGUGAAGGAUUUCCUGGAUGUAAUGUUGAAUUUGAGAGAAGAUGGUGCACAAAUUACUCUGGACAGCAUGAAAGCAAUCCUGAUGGACAUGUUUAUUGCAGGGAUCGACACAACUUCAGCAACAAUUGAAUGGACAAUGACAGAGCUUCUGAGGAAACCGGAACUUAUGAGAAAAGCCCAAGCAGAGCUUGAUGAUGUUGUGGGUGUUGAGAGAAGAAUGGAGGAGGCAGACAUAGACAAUCUUCCAUAUCUGCGAGCAGCUGUGAAAGAAGUGUUUCGAUUACACCCUCCAGUCCCAAUGAUGAUUAGAAAAGCAGAUGUGAGUCGUGAGAUUGAUGGAUUUCUUAUUUCAGAGAAUACCCAUGUCCUUGUGAAUUUGUGGGCAAUGGGGAGAGACACUAGUGUGUGGAAGGAUCCCUUAAACUUUAAUCCGGAUAGGUUUUUGGAAUCCAAAAUUGACUACAAAGGCCAGGAUUUUGAAUUGAUACCAUUUGGAGCAGGAAGAAGGAUAUGUAUUGGGCUUCCAUUGGCACACAGACAGGUUCAUUUGGUGGUGGGAUCAAUGCUGCAAGCCUUCACUUGGUCCAUUCCUAUGGACAACGAUGCAGGUAUUGAUAUGUCUGAGAGAUUUGGCUUAACUCUACAAAAAGCUGUACCACUCACAGCUGUGCCUACCCUAAGAGAUGGGGUCAAGUUUUAGAGUUCAUAUUAGUUAUAAUAUUUCCAAAAUAAGUAAGGGUCUAUAGUCCAGUAGGGUUUUAUUGUUGGUACAGGAUUAGUGGUUUUAGGAUUUAUAUAUUUAUAUUAUAUAUUGUCAAUAAUUUGUUCACAUGUAUAUUGACAAAUUAUCAAAUGUUUGUCAAGAGAUCCUUACAUGAACACAUGAGAACUUAUGAAUAUCAUAUAUAAAAUUAUAAUUAUAUUAGUUAACAA